AGCAGGAAGCCAGGCCCGGGGCUGAAGCAAACCCGAGGGCCCCUCCGUCCCUCCGGUCCCCGCAGAGAAAAGUCCCCAGGCCCGGGGUGGGGCGCGGCGCACCCCCACCCGGCAUGUCCACCUCCUUGGCCGCGGCGGCCGGCGCGCUUCUGGCCCUGCUCGGGCUGGGCGCGUGCUGCAGCCCCGUCGUGGCCCGCAGCGCGUGGCAGGCGCGGGCGCCCGGGUGCUCGCAGCGCCUCCAGCACCCGCUCCGCUACGUGGUGGUCUCGCACACGGCGGGCAGCCCCUGCCACAGCCCGGCCUCCUGCCAGCAGCAGGCCCGCAUCGUGCAGCACUACCACCAGCAGACGCUGGGCUGGUGCGACGUGGGCUACAACUUCCUGAUUGGAGAGGAUGGGAAUGUGUAUGAAGGUCGUGGCUGGAACAUCAAGGGUGCCCACACAGGUCCCACCUGGAACCCCAUAUCUAUUGGCAUCACCUUCAUGGGCAACUACAUGGAGAGGGUGCCUCCGAAACGCGCCCUCCAGGCUGCCUUGAACCUGCUGGACUGUGGCGUGGCUCGGGGGUUCCUGAGACCCAAGUAUGAGGUGAAGGGACACCGCGACGUGCAGCAGACGCUCUCCCCAGGAGACCAGCUCUACGAAGCCAUUCAGAGUUGGCCGCACUACCGCGAGUGAGGCUCGGCAACGCCGCGAUAUGGCUCCAGAAAUGGUUCCCGCCUCCGCCUCCGCCCCAACCGUCCUCCCUCCUGCUACCCGGUCCUCCAAUAAAGGUGCAGUGGAUUUCUGGGGGGUUAAAAGAGGGGUGCUGGAGUGAAGAGCCCUGGCAGGUCAGAGUGAAUGGGCUGCUCGCCCCUGCGGUAGGACGGGCGGGGCGGGGGCCGGUUCUGAAGAGCUGGUAAUUCGAGGGGUCAGCCUUCAACCGCAAACUGCCCCCCGCCCGCGUUCCUGCCUGGGCACAGACCUGUGGCCUGGGACGCCCGCCUCCCUCCCGGAGUCACUGCAGACUCGAACCUGCCCCCCGGACAGAAUCGCCGCCCAGCUGGCCGUGGCUCCUCCAGGCGUGGGAGACACUCACCGGGCUGGACCCGCUCCAGGGCGAGGGGCUGGGCGGCUUCCCGCGGCCACGGCGGGGGCUGCGGAGAGAGCACAGGAGGGGUCUUUGUGCCUCCCACUGGCCUGGCUCGGGUAGAGACCCUCGGCCUCUGUCCUCUAGUCGCCCCUCCAAGGGGCGGUUCCGGUCUCCACGGCACCCUUCCGAGACGGCCCUUCCCGCGGUCCACGUUUACCCUCUGGACAGCGACUCGGAGAAGUCCUCGAACUCGCUGCAGGAGCUGGCCGACGAGCAGCGGCUGCGGAAGCUGUCCACUGGGGGA
Messenger RNA from Jaculus jaculus (lesser Egyptian jerboa), 1375 nucleotides. RefSeq names its product peptidoglycan recognition protein 1-like. Gene Ontology annotation, biological process: peptidoglycan catabolic process; defense response to Gram-positive bacterium; innate immune response. Gene Ontology annotation, molecular function: peptidoglycan immune receptor activity; zinc ion binding; peptidoglycan binding. The transcript is spliced from 3 exons. Bases 114 to 677 code for a protein of 187 amino acids. NCBI's taxonomy places the organism in Eukaryota, Metazoa, Chordata, Mammalia, Rodentia, Dipodidae. The record is from RefSeq and is a predicted model, not a curated record.